This is a messenger RNA of Naegleria gruberi, 1821 nucleotides long. RefSeq lists its product as uncharacterized. The transcript has a single exon. The record is from RefSeq and is a predicted model, not a curated record. Bases 1 to 1821 code for a protein of 606 amino acids. Lineage: Eukaryota; Heterolobosea; Eutetramitea; Acrasida; Naegleriidae.
AUGAACAGUUCUUAUUUCUUAUUCCCUUCAAAGAAUGAACAAGUGUGGAAAGAAAUUAUUAAUUAUUGUCUUAGUUUGAUAGAUUUGGCUGAUUCUACAGAUAGAGGUUUGAUAAUUUCGUAUGCUCUUAAAAGAUUUAUUCAGAGAGACAAUAGAAUUAAAGGUAUUGUUGCAGAAAAGAGAGAAAACUUGAUUCAAAUGAUGAUUAGAUUGACCAGAUUUCCAACCAAUCAAACAUUAUUGACAAAUAAUCAUUCUCUGAUGGUUUAUUGGACUCUCAAGUUGCUCAACUUGAGUGGUGCAGAGAAAUGGGACGGAUUAAUUGAACACAAAACAACUUGGGAGAAAAUUCAGGGAUUUUACUUGAAAGCAUUAGUUGACACUCUUCCUGAAAACUUGCUUGAUAGACAUUACACUCAAACUCAUAUUGAACCAAAUGAAAUUGUAACAGAGGUGUUUAAUCUGGUCAAUUCUUGCUAUUUGAAGAAUGGUGACUCUGUUUCUUGUCUAUUUGAUGAUCAAUUGACUUGUACAGGAAAUAUUUUGAAAAAAUGUACAAUAGUUUCUAUGGCAAAUACUAUCAUGAAUAGAUCAGAGAUUGAAAUCGAUGGUUUGAUGCUUAAUUCCUUAGCUAGAGCUCUCAAGUUGAAAAAUGACAAUAAUGUGUGUAAGCUUUUCAGCUCGAAGAUUUCUUCCUUCUUUGAGCAAAAUCCAAAACAACCAAUUUCCGAGCUCUAUUACUCCAUAAUUAAGCUAUACAAAAGCAAAUAUUCUACCUUCAAAGAUUAUUGUGAAAUAUUCGACAGUAAUGAACAAAGAGAAUUUAUUUCCAAUACUAUUAUGGAUCCUUUUCUCGACCAUUAUAUGGAAAUAAGGAAAGGAACAGACAAAACUUAUUUGCAGAAUAUUGUAGACGGUUUUGAAGCAUUUGGGAAAAGUAGCUCGGUUCUUGAUGAGAGAAUGGUGACCCUGCUUGUGGAUUUUGGUGACAACUCACUCCUAUAUGCUUAUUUACAUGAAGGAGGAUACUGUCAAAUUUAUAGUGUCUUUGAGACGUUUGCAUCUAUUAUUCAAAACAGAGGAGCUGAGCUGAUGAACAUUAUGGAUGGAGCAAUGUGCAAUCGUUUAGAAAAACAAUUAGAAUUAAGUAUUUCAAGCUAUAAUAGUGACGAUGGUUGGUUUGCUGUUUUAUGUUCAGCACUGGAAAGUGGAUUAUUUUGGAACAUUAUUGAAAAAUCGAGGCAAUUAACUGAGCCAACCUUUACAAUAACUGAGAAAUUCAAACAAGGCUACACUUUAGAACUUGUGAAAAAGGUGAGACAAGAACGUGAAGGUAGUACUCAGGAUCCUUCUUUCUACACUCUCUACUGUUUGUGGUUCCUCUUAAUGGAGAAUAUUGAAAAAUCUAACAAGGUUAGAAGAGGAAAGAAAACUGAAACAUACAGAGCUCUCGUUAAUCUAUCUUUGAUUCCAAGAGAUUAUGACUGUGGCAAUCCUCGUGAUUCUGUGUUUGCCUUUUUACUACUUGCAGAACUUGAGGAAAAUGUGGAAGAAAACAUGAGUAUUAUUUUGCAAAACAUGGAUCACAUCAUUAAUAGUAUGUAUGAACAAUCACACAGAAGCACAAGCUUUUUAAGCUUUGCAAUAAGUAGACUAUUGGAAAACAUUGAAAGAUUUCUCUAUCACUACAGUGGAAGAAAUGAAUUGCAUUCAAUUCGAUCUAAUUUAAAACAGGCAUUAAUUUACUUGCCAACUUAUGAACAUCCAAAACUUUUAGAAAAUAUUCAUAAUCUUCUUGAUGAUAAUGAAGUUGAUCAUUAA